Scleropages formosus (Asian bonytongue) is the source of this 1416-nucleotide messenger RNA. RefSeq names its product Usher syndrome 1Ga (autosomal recessive) (gene ush1ga). NCBI's taxonomy places the organism in Eukaryota, Metazoa, Chordata, Actinopteri, Osteoglossiformes, Osteoglossidae. The record is from RefSeq and is a predicted model, not a curated record. The transcript is spliced from 3 exons. Gene Ontology annotation, molecular function: protein binding. Bases 1 to 1416 code for a protein of 471 amino acids. Gene Ontology annotation, biological process: sensory perception of sound; sensory perception of light stimulus; equilibrioception.
AUGAGUGACAGGUACCACCGGGCGGCGCGGGACGGCUACCUGGAUGUUCUGAAGGAGGCCACUCGGAAGGACCUGAACGCCCCGGACGAGGAUGGAAUGACCCCGACGCUAUGGGCCGCUUACCACGGCAACCUGGAGGCUCUCCGUCUCAUCGUGGGCAGGGGGGGUGACCCAGACAAGUGUGACAUCUGGGGAAACACACCACUCCACCUGGCAGCUGCCAAUGGGCACCUCAACUGCCUCUCGUUCCUGGUUUCCUUCGGUGCCAAUGUGUGGUGCCUGGACAAUGACUACCACACGCCAUUGGACAUGGCAGCUGUAAAGGGCUAUAUGGACUGUGUGCGCUACCUGGACUCCAUUGCCGCCAAACAGACAGGCCUCAAUCCCAAGCUGGUGAGCAAGCUCAAGGACCGCGCCUUCCGCGACGCGGAACGUCGCAUCAAGGAGUGCGUGAAGCUGCAACGCAAGCACCAUCGACGUAUGGAGCGCAAGUUCCACAAGGGGGUGUCGGAGGCCUCGGUCUCGGAUGCCAUGAGCUUUUCUAGCUACGCCAGCAGCACGCUGAGCCGCAAGCUGCAGCAACUGGGCACCACCUCUGUCAGCAUGCCAUACUCCCAGGCCACUCUACAUGCCACUGCCAGGGGGAAAACCAAGAUCCAGAAGAAACUGGAGAAGAGGAAGCAGGGCGACGGGACCUUUAAGAUCUAUGAGGAUGGACGCAAGAGUGUGCGCUCGCUGUCAGGUCUACAGCUGGGCAAUGACGUCAUGUUUGUAAAGCAGGGCACUUACGCCAGCCCCAAGGACAACAUGCGGCGCAAUAUUCGCGACAUGUUCUCGAGCAACGAGGAUGCCAUAUCACGUGCCCUCAGCGAGCCAGGUUUGCAUGCAGCCGACACAGCCUACUCUGAGGUUAGCGCUGAUUCUGGCCGCGACUCUCUGUUCAACCGCCCGGGCCUGGGUACUAUGGUCUUCCGCCGCAACUAUGUGAGUGGAGGCCUCUUUGGCCUGGGUUCCCGUGACGAGGGUGGCAGUGUGGCAUCCCGAACAGCUGACGUGCGCCUGCGCAGCCGCCUGCGUCGCUCACCCAGCCUGGAUGACAGCAUUGGCAGUGCAGGGAGCCUGCAAGAGCGCAACAUGCAGGAGCUGCCCUGGGAUGAAGUGGAACUGGGCUUAGAUGAUGACGAUGAGCCAGAGACAUGGCCACUGGAGGCCUUCUUGGCAGCUCACAGCUUGAGCGAGUUCAUCCCAAUCUUCCGCAGGGAGAAGAUUGACUUGGAGGCUCUGCUGCUUUGCUCCGACCAAGAUCUCAAGAGCAUCCACAUCCCUCUGGGGCCUCGUAAAAAAAUCCUGGAUGCCUGUAAGCGGCGGCUGGAGACCCUUGAAGACCCGGAUGCCAUUGAGGACACUGAGCUGUGA